Molecule: messenger RNA, 783 nt
Organism: Dinoponera quadriceps
Lineage: Eukaryota; Metazoa; Arthropoda; Insecta; Hymenoptera; Formicidae
Exons: 1
Coding region: 1-783 (260 amino acids)
Biological process (GO): detection of chemical stimulus involved in sensory perception of smell; sensory perception of smell
Cellular component (GO): plasma membrane
Molecular function (GO): olfactory receptor activity; odorant binding
Source: RefSeq, a predicted model, not a curated record
AUGUAUGCCAAUAAAAAUUACGAGAGCGACAUAGACACUACGUACAAGUUGAAUCGAUUUAUAUUCUCUCUGUUGGGCAUCUGGCCGUACGUGCGAACAAACUGCUGGCUUCUGCAGGAGCUAAAGAGGACCGCGCUGAUCCUGGGAUUCUACUUUCUUCUUGGUUAUGACCUCCUAUCUAUGCUCUUUUACAUAUUCAUUGUGCAGAAUGAGAUGCGCACGAAGCUGAAAGUGAUGGCUUCCGUGAUAUUCUCGGCUGUGUCAAUCUCUAAAUACCUCAAUUUGUUGUAUAUCAAGAAUCAAGUGAAGAAUUGCUUGGCGCUUGUCGAGGAGGAUUUUCGAUAUGUCGCCAGUUCAACCGCACGUGACACGAUGCUCUUCCAUGCGAGAACCGGCAGACGUUUGUCCAUUUUGUUCAGUAUAUUUAUGUAUACCUCCACAUUGGCGUAUCGAACGCUUAUACCCAUUUCGCACGGAAAGAUCGUUACCGCUGAGAACGUCACGAUCAGGCCACUGACGUGUGCCGCUGAAUUUGUAGUGUUCGAUCCUCAGCCCAGCCCCGUAUACGAAAUCGUGUUUUUCGCACAGUGCUUCACGGCGUUGAUUAAAACCACGGUGACGGUGGCAGCUUGCGGCAUCGCGACGCUCUUCGCGAUGCACAUUGUUGCACAGUUGGAAAUACUAAUGGAGACACUGAAUAAUUUGACGAACGAACACAAACUUGGGAAUGCGAACCGGGUGUUAUCGGUUAUCGUGGAUCAUCAAAUAAAAACGCAAGAGUAA